This is a messenger RNA of Oppiella nova, 3207 nucleotides long. The record is from the annotation of a GenBank genome assembly. Lineage: Eukaryota; Metazoa; Arthropoda; Arachnida; Sarcoptiformes; Oppiidae.
AUGUCCAUCAUUUGGAAACCUCGUCCGCCAUCCUUUCCACCCAACGAUCGGAUCCCUUACACCGCCGCUGAAGUCAAUGAAUUCGAUAACAUCGAGGAUCUCAACAUCAGAUACAAUGAGGAGAUCACAGAACCGAAAGAGACAUUUGAAUACUAUUACGAUCAGAGGUCACCCCUAGAAGCCGGAGAUUCGGUGGCUUUGAGACAAAAGCAAAGGAAUCCUAUGGUGUCCACAGGUGUCAGAUCUAAUGACGAGGAAUCCAAUGCUGACAAUCAGUCAAGAAAUGUCAGAUUUUCUGCUUUUAGGGCACAGGAAGGCAUUGAUAACGAUGUGUUUGAUCCCGAAGAGGGAGUGGUUCUCAGGAGGAAAACUAAUAGUAAUAAUGAUCACGACUUGAAUAAAGAUUUUGAUUUCGAUUUUGAGGACAUUAAUCUAAAUAAUGAAGAGGAAGAGAAGCCGUGGGAUGUGUUUAAGACACUUCCACCGCCUGAUGCGGACGAGACACUGGACGGCGCUUGGGUUGAGUUCUUCGUGAAAUGCGCCAAAAUAUUCACAUAUUUCCUGACAUUUGUUGUGACACUUAUGUCUGCAGUUCUCUCCAAAUCACUCAUACUUUUGAUGACAUCCAUGAUUCGCGUGAACCAAACGGUUCCCAUUUGUAGUGAUCACUACUUUGACAUCGAACCAGAACUCGACAUUAAGAACCGCUAUAAUGUCAUCUACGAAGCCACAGAUCCGACAAGAAUUGCGUGGAUUUGUGUCACUUAUAUCUGCUAUGCAUUCGCCAAGUUUGCCUGUAAGAUACAUAUUCAGGCAUUUAGUUUCGCAGUACCCGUCAACUUAGCCGUUCCCAUCACCAUAUCCUUCCUGUGGGUUAUGAUUGAGAUGGCGGCUGAAGACAAGUGUGCGAUCUGUGAAGGCUUUCACGGCUUUCAAUACAUCUAUUGGUUUACACGAGAGAGCAAUGCAUUGGAUUAUUACAAGGAUUGGUACAACUUUUUGAUGCCAAUUGUAUGGUUCCUAUCGUUGGCCUCACAGAUAGUCAUAGCGAUCCACAUGUGGUCGGCCGCCAGCGCGCGACUCGCCUCAACCGAAGAGCUCUUCAUAAACCCAAUGUAUAGCUCAGUACUCGUCGACCAAUCGCUGGCAAUGAAUAGACGAAGAUUUAACUUAAAGGACGAACUAUUGGCUGACGACGAGGAGAGGGUCAAGAAGUUAGCGGAAAACGAUUUGUACGAAUCUCUCAAAGAUCCCACGCCUGAGCCCACGGCCGCACCCGACGCCCGAUCGGACGAAACGAUCCGGAUCUUUGUGUGCGCGACGAUGUGGCACGAGAGCAAGGAGGAGAUGAUCCAAAUGCUCAAAGCCGUCAUGAGGUUGGAUGAGGACCAGUGCACCCGUAAGAACGCACAGAACUUCUUCGAGCUCUCGCCGGUUAUCACCGAUUAUUAUGAGAUUGAGUUCAAUAUCUUCUUCGACGAUGCCUUCGAUCAGGGCGUCAGUGAUGACGAGGACGACCGUAAGAUCAAUAGGUUUGUGGUGCAACUCAUUGAGACCAUGGAUGAGGCGGCCAGUAAUGUCCACGAGACCAUCGUUCAGCUCAAAAAGCCAAAUCUUGUGCCCACACCCUAUGGCGGACGUCUCGAGUGGACACUUCCCGGACAGAACAAACUGAUCGCUCAUCUGAAGGAUAAGAUUCUGAUUCGUCACCGAAAGAGAUGGUCUCAGUGUAUGUACAUGUAUUGGCUGUUAGGACACAGAAUCGCUGAAUUGAAUAUCGAUGAGAGACGGAAGGAGACCAUAGCUAUGCAUACAUUCAUACUGGCCCUCGACGGAGACAUUAACUUCAGACCACAUGCUCUCCAUUUGGUGGUCGAUCUAAUGAAGAAAAACAAGAAAUUGGGCGCCGCUUGCGGUCGCAUUCACCCGAUUGGUGGCGGACCUAUGGUUUGGUAUCAGAAAUUCGAGUACGCGAUCGGCCAUUGGCUGCAAAAGGCAACGGAACACGUGUUCGGGUGUGUGCUCUGCAGUCCCGGCUGUUUCUCACUGUUUAGGGCCAGAGCUGUGAUGGACGACAGCGUUAUGCACAGGUAUACCACUAAACCCACGGAAGCUUUGCAUUACGUCCAGUAUGACCAGGGUGAGGACCGGUGGCUCUGCACUCUACUUCUGCAACAGGGAUGGCGCAUUGAAUACUGUGCCGCCUCUGACUCCUACACUCACGCACCCGAAGGUUUCGGUGAGUUCUAUACACAGCGUCGGCGUUGGGCGCCCUCAACGACGGCUAAUAUAUUGGAUCUGUUGGGUGACUACAAACACACCGUUCACUGCAAUACAGACAUAUCCAGACCCUAUAUCCUAUAUCAGGCCAUGUUAUUGGUGGGAACCGUAUUAAGUCCGGGCACUAUAUUCCUAAUGACUGUCGGCGCUAUGAAAACAGUGAUGGGAAUGAGUUCUCAAAAUUCUUUGAUCAUAAAUAUAGUCCCGGUUUUACUAUUUUCUAUCAUUUGUAUGACUGUCAAGAAGAAUGAUAUCAUAAUUUUCGUGGCAAUGAUUUUGAGCACAAUAUAUGCGCUGUUGAUGUUAGCCGUGUUGGUGGGCACAGGGCUUGAGAUCGCAGAUAAGGGACCCCUCACUCCCAACUCCAUAUUCUUCUUGGGAAUGAUGGGUAGCUUUAUUGUCGCCGCUAUUCUUCACCCGCAAGAGUUUGCGUGUGUUAUACCACUCCUGUUAUAUAUGCUACUCAUCCCCAGUAUGUAUAUGUUUCUAACCAUCUAUUCGGUGACAAACAUGCAUAUCGUUUCGUGGGGUACGCGAGAGGUUAAGUCCAAACUGACGGCUAAGGAGGCGGCGGCUCAGGCAGAGGCGGCCCGACUCGAAGCCGAGGCCAAGAGUAAGAAGAAAAGUUUGUUAGGAUUCCUGGACUUCGCUAAAUUUGGCAGCGGUUCCGGUGUAUUCACGUGUAUGUGUUGUUCCAGCAAUAGAGCCGAAGAAGAAUCGGAAAAACUAUUACAAAUCAAAGACCAGUUAACAAAACUCAACGAUAGUGUCGAUGUCUUUAAGAAUAAUUCGGAGCCAAAGGUUCGGCGGACGUCUGUAUUCCGGAGGAAAUCGUUUCAAAAUCGCGACCAAAACGACAACUUCUCUAAUCGUCUCUCUAUUCACGAGGAGGACGAAGACGAGGACGAGUCCACAAACGAGAGCUCA